Messenger RNA from Lacerta agilis (Sand lizard), 1327 nucleotides. It is a transcript of the gene SRSF5, whose product is annotated as serine and arginine rich splicing factor 5. The record is from RefSeq and is a predicted model, not a curated record. The coding region runs from base 150 to 950 and encodes 266 amino acids. The transcript has 8 exons. Gene Ontology annotation, cellular component: nucleus; ribonucleoprotein complex; cytoplasm. Gene Ontology annotation, molecular function: mRNA binding. Lineage: Eukaryota; Metazoa; Chordata; Lepidosauria; Squamata; Lacertidae.
CAGUCAGCGACCGAACUACCCAGUCGGGAGUUAGACGCCGUUGGGGAAGGUUCGAGGUUGUUGAUCGCCGAGUGUCGAUUGGCAUCUGCGCUACCUCAAUCAAGAACGACCGAUCAGAAAAAUACAGCUGAUUCAUCUUUAGAUACACCAUGAGUGGUUGUCGUGUAUUCAUCGGAAGGCUCAAUCCAGCCGCCAGAGAGAAGGAUGUUGAAAGAUUUUUCAAGGGAUAUGGACGCAUCAGAGACAUCGACUUGAAAAGAGGCUUUGGAUUUGUCGAGUUUGAAGAUCCAAGAGAUGCUGAUGAUGCAGUCUAUGAAUUGGAUGGAAAAGAGCUCUGCAGUGAAAGGGUUACAAUUGAACAUGCAAGGGCCCGUUCUAGAGGUGGAAGAGGCAGAGGUCGAUACUCUGACCGUUUUAGUAGCCGCCGUCCACGAAAUGAUAGAAGAAAUGCUCCACCUGUAAGGACUGAGAAUCGUCUCAUUGUAGAAAACUUGUCAUCCAGAGUCAGCUGGCAGGAUCUCAAAGACUUCAUGAGACAAGCUGGGGAAGUAACCUUUGCAGAUGCACAUAGGCCCAAGUUAAAUGAAGGGGUGGUUGAAUUUGCCUCUUACAGUGAUUUAAAGAAUGCUAUUGAAAAGCUUUCUGGCAAAGAAAUAAAUGGAAGGAAAAUAAAACUAAUUGAAGGCAGCAAAAGGCACAGUAGGUCCAGAAGCAGGUCCAGGUCUCGUAGUAGGAGUUCCUCAAGGUCUCGUAGCCGUUCUCGCUCCAGGAGCCGCAAGUCUUACACCAGAUCUAGGAGCAGGAGCCGUAGCAAGUCACGCUCAGUUAGUAGGUCUCCUGCCCCUGAAAAGAGCCAAAAACGUGCUUCCUCAAGUAGAUCAAAGUCUCCAGCUUCUGUGGAUCGCCAGAGAUCACGCUCAAGGUCAAGAUCUGUUGACAGUGGCAACUGAACAAAUAGUUUGCCCUGGGGACUUUUAAAGCAUACUUGCUAUUAGUUGUGGUAAGUAUGUGACUCCUGGGAAAGAGGAACUGAACGGGGGUUGGGGGGUUAACAGCUUUGUAUAUGUGGACCACACAAGUUACUGAAUUAAUUGUAUUGUCUUUUUGAUAAUCCUUUUCCUGCUCACUUCAUUAAGUCAGAAGUGCAUAGCUUUAUGUAUAUUGCUAGAGCUCUUUGAAGAAAACUUUUUUUGUAUUUAAAGAGAACCCUACUUUUGAACAUUUUUAGUUCUUGGUGUACUCCAGUAUGACACUUCAGGUGUUGAAAACGUUUUAUUGGCAGUAGAGCUCUACACCAGCUGUAAAUAAAGCUUUAUUUCAGAUUUUC